CCAGCUUGAACCCUCAGCUUGAAUUUGACCUUUACUCCGUCACAAGCACAAAAUCGAGAUGGCUAAUAAGCGGAAAAAUACAGAUUCCGAGUCGGGGUCGGACUUUGAUCCAAGCGAUACGGAUGAUGAAUAUGUCACGCCGACCAUUUCGAAAUCUCAACGAAAGAAACCUGCCGGCCGGCAACCACAGAAGAAGCGAGCGAAACGCGAGAUUGACGCUGUCGCGACUGCAGAUGAACUGUCUGCUACCCCACAUCCAAAAUCUCUCCAUGUCAUCGCAAAAGAUGCGAACUUGAGAUCUACUCGAACGGCCUUGCUUCAAUGGUACUCGGCAGUCCACGCCUCUCGAAACAUGCCGUGGAGGAAGCCGUAUGAUCCCACAUUGAGAACCGAGGAGCGGGCCCAGCGCGCUUACGAGGUUUGGAUAUCAGAAAUCAUGCUGCAACAAACGCAAGUUGCCACCGUCAUCCCCUACUACAACAGGUGGAUGGAAAAAUUUCCCACCAUUCGUGAAUUGGCGUCCGCGUCUAUCGACGAUGUCAAUGCGCUCUGGAAAGGACUGGGCUACUAUAGUCGCGCCAGCCGUCUGCUCUCAGGAGCUCAAAAUGCCUGCCGUGAUUACAACGGCAGAUUGCCUGACAAUGCAAGAGACAUGCAGGCCAAUAUACCUGGGAUUGGGCGAUACAGUGCUGGUGCAAUUUGCUCAAUCGCUUAUGGAGAAGCAGUUCCUGUCCUUGACGGGAACGUGAACCGACUGUUGAGUCGGUUUCUAGCACUCCAUGCGUCUCCUAAAGCGAAACAAACACUGGACAUUCUCUGGGAUGCUGCCAGUGUUUUCGUGCACGAUCUUGAUGCCUCUCAGCACCCCGGAGAUGUCAAUCAGGCGCUUAUUGAACUCGGUAGCACGGUCUGUAAAGUCCGAGACCCUGACUGCGAGAAUUGUACCAUCGGAAGCUGGUGCGCAGCGUAUAUUCAAAGUCAGACUGACCAGGACACUGGCGUGAACUCCGUCCCCGAUAUCGAAGACCUAUGCUCCCUGUGCGAGCCGGUCCCCCGUCCAUCACCGGUCACCGUCUUUCCUAUGAAAGCCGAAAAGAAAAAGUCACGCGAGGAACUUGACUUGGUGAACGUUAUCGAAUGGCGCGCCGGGUCUGAUCGGAGAUUCCUGUUAGUCAGACGGCCGGAAGGAGGUCUGUUAGCUGGGCUGGAUGAAUUCCCGACUUGCCCGAAUAUUUCCGCUUCGCUUUCCUCGGCUCAAGCGCGGAGUAGCGUGGAGGACUUGCUUUCCACCUUGCUCCAUCCAGAUGAGCAAUCAUUCAAAUCUCCGUCCAAAGCCCUAGAUGGUCUAAAGAUCAGCCACAUCAAAGCAGCAGGGGAUGUGGUCCAUGUCUUCUCGCAUAUCAAGAAAACGUACAGAGUGCAAUGGGUCCUUCUCGAGGGCCUAUCGAAUCCCCCCACUCUGGCCUCGACCACUGCUGGUGUUCUCCCGAUCAAAAAAUCUGCGAAGAAGUUGAACCCUGCUCUGAGUGAACCCUGCACUGCCUGGGUUCCUCUAGACACAGUCGCGUCGAGAAACAUCGGAACCGGUGUGAUGAAGGUCUGGAAACUGGCCCAGCUCCUUUGGGAAUGACCUUUCCUUGGUCACGAAAGUACAACCGCAGUAGCCAAUAGACUAACCAAUAAAUACUGAGCGUCUAGACGCGUUGUGUACAUAAGAGAAGGGACAGGCGCUAUUCCUCUGGACGCGGCUCGAUUGCCUGCUCUGCUCGUGGUCCCCCCGACCCAGACGGCCCAUUCUAGAAACGAUCGAAAAAUGCGCUCUUGGGGAGAUUGAAUGUCCCACUCACCUGCCUCAGCUUCGCGAGGUGAAUCUUCAACGUCUCGGCAUAGUUGUCGAAGCCCAGCGUCGACAUGGCAUACAGGAUAUCUUCCCCACCAAUGGUUUUUCGCUUCUCGGACAGACAGCGCUCCGCUGCUUCAGAAGUGAUGAAGGAAAUGAACUCGGAGACACAUUCCUGCACGCAUUCCUUCGCGUCUUUGGCUAUCUUCGCGGUGGGUGGGACCGAGGCUUUCAUGAUCCGCGAAACAUUGGCGAUCUGGAUGCAUCAGGUCAGCUGGUGGUCCUCGGCUAAGCGGGCACGCGAGCGCUGGAAGAUGGACUCACGGGUAGGAAUCUGUCCUGCUCUCUGUACUCGCCCACUUCCUGCUCGGUGAUAGGGACGGCGGGCGUUUCAGGGGGCGGCUCGGUGCCAUCCUGUGCGGCAAUGAUGGGAUGACGGUCUGCCAUCGGAUAUUUUGAGGUAGCCUCCGGGGCCGCGUCCAAUCCGAGCACGUUUCAAGGGCUGCAAUCUGAGUGGCUGGUCGGAGGGAGCAGUGAAGGGUGGCGGUGCAGACAUGGCUGUGUCGCCGAGGUAAACAACGAGAAGAGCCACAAACAACUGAAACCUUCGCAUUGCUCGGAAAGGAAAGAGCAAGCGUCUAGACUCCACCCUCUAACUCUGCACGCAUAAGGAACACGUACGACGUGGUGGAAAAAACAAGACAAAGCGUGAUUACGAUUGACUCCAAGUCACGCAUCUAUUGGUACUUAUUAACAGCUUGAUGAGAGAUGGCCUCAGGGUCGUUGCACUCCACCGCUUAGUAAGUCUCAGGGAUGCAGAGUUCGCGCUGCAUGUCCCAAAAAGUCUCUGGUCGGUUGCUGUGAUAGGAUGAGGAUGCGUAUGAAGCUGCGGCGCUGCACGUGUCGGUCUAACGCGCCAACAUCCCAAGUCAAUUCCAAAUCGAUAGCCGUAUUGAGACCGAACGUGGAAUGAGCAUCCACGAAUAGUGCAGCGCGCGUCCGAAUCGAGGAAGUAUUCCAGGAAGUGAGGGAAAACAUGAGAUAUUCCGGGAAUCAACGCGUGCUGACAAGAUCCGUGCGGACGACCACGCGAAUCCAGGCCAUCGUUCACAGCGACUUUGUUGCUUAGCAGCCGGGCCACGGCGUGUAUCGCCGUUGUACUUCGAAGGAGUCGUCAAGUUACGUCCGGACUCAGCGGGAUGACUUGGUCUCCACAACUCGGGAAGAGUUCCACGACAGACCCUGGAGCGAAUGCGAUGCGUCGGCCGGCGUCCAAGAUGCUCGAACCGGCCUUCGAUUCCUCAUGGAGCCAAAGUAUGAGCUUGCAGAUGAUUAGGAAGCUUGAUAGCAGAGGAGACUGGAAGAUGAUUGAGAUGUUACUCGAAUCGAUGAGAUGGCCCGUCGAAUGUAAGGGAUUGAAUCAAGAUUGAACUUGCCGGCGGCGUCAAACAAGAAGAUGAUCAAGACACAACAUCUCGGCGCGACCUGGUGGCACAUGAUAAGGGUUCAUGCGUACACAAAAAAGGCACACGAGUGCCACGCAAGUGUCUUGCUUAUCGGGUGGCACGCUUUCGUCUCGCUCUGACGACGCAACGCGAUGUACGCCGCGAUGCAGAGCCGCGGUCGCCCACUCGAGCGAGGUCGGUCACACGAUCAAACUCGGCUUUCCGCCCUCGGCGACACCCGCUCAUCCUCACCAUCACCUUCUAACAGUUCCCCACGCACCCCCGCUUCUCGUUCCCGCUCCCACUCUCACUCCCGCCCUGCCACUCCUCCUCCCGCUCUGACUCUGUGUGACCAAGUACACAACGCGUAUGCCGCGGACGACUUCCACUUAGCCAAGGACGAAGACUUCGACGUUUGUUUCCUGCCAUACGGUGCACCCGACGACGGCCGGGGCAAGCCGAGCCAGAAUUAUAGCUCGGAAAGCAAGUUGGCCGCGGCCGCGGAGGCUCGCCGGGCCGCACAGCUGAAAGAGAAGGAGCUCCUCUGGGAGAACGAGUCUCGCCGGCAUCGUGAUGAGCGCGCUCGCUGGACUGCCAUGAAGCGACGCCAGGCCGCGGCAGAGGUCAUGGAGGAGCAGGAGCAGCUGAGGUUACGUUUGGUCAAAGAGAGGCAGGCUGCCGCAGCGGUCUUGGAUAUGGGUCGCCGCCGGACGAGACCGGUAGCACGGGCGCUAAGCUAUGCAGUAGACCGCCCAUCCGUCCCCGCACCUCCUGUCCGUUUCACAUACGACUUCCCUUUCACUCCGCGCAACAAUGUGCCUACGCGCGUUCGUCCUGCAGUCGAGGCAAGACCUACUGCCCCGAAAGUGGAGCCAUUGCCCCGUGACGAAGCGCCUGAAUAUCGGUCUCCUAUUCGAGUGACGUUUCAGCAAGUGUUGAACAGCAUGCAGGGCGAUCUAUUUCCAGUGCUGUCGAGCGAGCGCAUUCUGACACGCAGUUCCGAGCCACGCCGGGAACGCAUGUUGAUAGAUAUCUUGCUGGACCGCAGUGGCUACCUCCUGGCUGGCAUCGACAAGGGAAAGCAGCGCGCGGAGCCCAUGACAUGCUCCAGUUGCGAGUCCUUGCCGUCGCCCCCGCCGUCGUCUCCGUCGACUUCGUCCUCAGGUUUAUCUCGGGCAGGCUCUUGGUUGUCUUUUGGGGGAUCCUCGCGGCGAUCGAGCAACGCAAGCGUCACGACAGCACCAUCCUCGUGGAGGACGUCAUCGACCUUGCUCGAUUCUCCAUCUCUUUCGAAGUCUCCGCAGCCAUCGUCCUAUAUCCGACGACAAUUGAGUGCGCGUAAUUGGAUCAGCGCUGGGCCACGAGCCGCAUCGCCUUCUCCGGUUCGACCUGGUGGAGGAUGCACAUGUCGCUGGCGGAAUUCCACGCGCGUAUUUGCAUCCACACAUCCGUUGCGCAUGCCUGAACCUCCUCCCGCUGUCACCGCGGCUAUGGCUUCCGUCAUCCCGAGCCUCUUUUCUUCGAUCGCUUCCUUGGCCCGCACUGUUCAGACAUCUUAUGUCCGGGCUGUUGUUGUCGGCUACGACGUUUCGGCAGAAUGGAUCGAAGAGGAGGAGGCCAUCUGGGCCGAGCGGCCCACGGUUUUCAAGGAUCCGCCCGCUGUCCAGCGUGCUCCUUGUGUGCUGCCACUGCGUCCGGCAGGGUCCCGCGUCGAAUCUUCUGAUCUUCGCCGAUUCCUAGCCCGAGAACCCAAGCCUGAUGCCGUCCAGAUUGUCCCGCUAGCCCAUCUUUCGCGGCUGACUUCGUCGCGGGGAGAAGAGUUUACGCGGUCGCAUCGCCGGACGGAACUGCCCGCUCCGUUUCCUCAUCCCGUUGUUUUCAGAACUCCCCAGCCGCUUCCCAAGAGCCCUUGGCUGACUGUGCCGAACUUUGUCGACCAUCAGGAGGAGUUGCCGGCGCGCCCCCGGGCUGUUCCCAACAGCGCUUUCCUGCGCGUCAAGGCUUUGCACAACGAUGCUUUGGUCCAGGGCUCGGUUCCCCCCGUGCCGAAGAUACGCCUCCCCCGUGAGGCUGUGCUGGGUGUGGGUUCUCAUCCUCUGCCCGAGGGACGCGUCGCCAACGGCAGUGCGCUGAGAUUUGUUUUGGAUGUCAUCGAUUGAUGCGGUUAUGUUGUCGUAUUGCUUUACAUUGUACAUACUUAUUCUAGACAGCCUAGAUAUAUACUACUAAUCACCUCUACCUGGAACCCAGCGGCACUAUGAUUGACAUUUUACUCGACUUGCACGUGCGAACAGUUACAUCAUGUGAUCGUGUUUAUC
This is a messenger RNA of Mycena citricolor, 5603 nucleotides long. The record is from the annotation of a GenBank genome assembly. Lineage: Eukaryota; Fungi; Basidiomycota; Agaricomycetes; Agaricales; Mycenaceae.